AUGAAGCUGUCCUCGGUUCUCUGCGGUGUCUUUGCGACCCUCACUGUUGCGUUUCCCAAGGAAUACCUCAGUUUCGCGACUUGGGGUGUCGAGGGUUAUGCUAAGGAUAAUCCCAUUGGCAUUACCACUGGUGGAAAGGGCGGAAAGACUGUUACUGUCACUACUGCUGAGGAGCUUGUCGCUGCUGUCAAGGGUACCGAGCCUAAGAUCGUGAAGCUCAAGGGCAAGGUUACUCUUCCUUCUCGGCUCAAGGUCGGAUCCAACACUUCUCUUAUUGGUGUUGGAUUGACAGCUCACAUCACCGGUGCUGGUGUUGACGUUUACCAUGGAGACAAUGUCAUUCUGCGGAACUUGAAGAUCACCCAUAUUCUGGAUAAUGAUUGCAUCACUAUCCGAAACAGCACUCGUGUCUGGGUUGAUCAUAACGAGUUUGCUUCUGAUAUCAACCAAGGCCCUGAUCACUACGAUGGACAAGUCGACAUCAUCCGCGCCUCGGAUUGGAUCACCGUCUCGUGGAAUUAUUUCCACGACCACUGGAAGUCUUCCCUCGUUGGCAACGAUGCUACCUUCCGCGAUCUCGACUUCGGUCACCUCCACGUCACAUACCAUCACAACUACUGGCGCAACAUGGGAACUCGCGGUCCCGCUGGUCGCUUUGGUCACCAGCAUGUGUACAACAACCUCUACGAGGACUUCCUUUACCAGGCUAUCCACAGUCGAUCUGACAACCAGGUUCUUGUUGAGGGCAACGUCUUCCGAGGCAAUACCAGCGAGGCUCUGAGCACUUACGGUCUUGUCAUCCCCAUGGACUCUCCCAACACUUGCACUUGCGGUGACGAGGAGCUUGAUGGCUAUGCCAACCUUGGAGCCAAGAACGAUUGGGGAAAAGCUGGAGUUAACAUUACACAGAAAGGCAACUUCUACAAGGCUGAUUACAAGUACAAGUUGACUCCCCUCAAGCUUGUUCCCACCGUGGCCAAGCUUGGUGCAGGUGUUGGCAGGAUCUGGAUAUUUCCUGAGAAAGGCGAUACCCGACCCCCGCCACCACCCGUCGCUUGUCUUUCACAUAUACAUAUAUCGAAAGCCAACGACACUUGCGACUCAUUAGCUCUUGAGUACAGCGUCUCUUCUGCAGAAAUCUUCAUCAACAACCCUGAUAUCCUCGACUGCUACGAUAUGGUUGAAGACGUGCCAAUCUGUCUACCAUUUCAAUGCAAUACUUAUCAAGUUAAAGAGAACGAUACCUGUACCUCUGUGUCUAAAUCCUUGGGAAUCACCAUCAAAGACUUCAUUUCUCUCAAUCCAUGGAUUCGAAACGAUUGCGGUUAUUUCCCGUCGGGGACAAUAACCCUGGGGAAAUUCAUUUGCACUACGCCAUCUGACGGCCUUUAUAACCGAACUAUCAGCAAGUCUGACCCGGCAGACUCCAAUUAUGCUGAUGAGGUUGUUCCACGACCUGAGAACGCCGAUCCGGCUGCGAAUCCACAAUGCGGGCGUUGGUAUACAGUUGAGGACGGAGAUGACUGUCGCUCGGUCCUGGGCCAGCACGACAUGAGUCUAUCUCUAUUUACAGCUGCCAACCCAUCGAUAUCGCCAAUUAACUGUACGACGAGUCUCAUCCCAGGACAAGCCUACUGUGUCGCUCCAACCAAAAACUCUCUACCAGAAUCAUAUCGCUCUCCUGCAUAUUGGCGCCAAGGAUGUUAUUUCAGUGCGAACCAAGAUUUUUAUGGUCCCACCCGUGCUUUGACAGGUCCUAGGUUGAGCCAUAUCAAGCCCUUGUCUAUUUCUUCUUGUCAAGCCUACUGUCUCUCACUCUCCUUGCCUGUUUUCGGUCUACGAAAUGGCGACACCUGUAUAUGCGAUGAUCGUUUGCGAAUGGAUAGCAGGCCUAAUAAGAUCUGGGGGUGCGGAUCUCUCUGCGGCUCCGCAAAUGGAGUUUGUAGUCCGGAACAACACCCUAUCGAAGUCUUUAGUUCUCAAGAGCAUCUGGCUGUUGAGUACGUCAAUAUCGGAUGUUUCGAGAGUAAGAAGGAAUACGUGUUACUGGAAAAGGACUAUAUAUAUUGGAGAGACGGCACUCUAGAAGAGUGCGCAUCCUUCUGUCGCGAAGCUGACUACUUUGCUCUCCAGACUAAUUAUUAUAGUUCAGUCGAACAACACAACUACUGCGUUUGUGGCAGUCAAUUGAACCCAAGCAUUAAGAAGCUGAGGAAGGAGAAGGAAUCUGCCGAUGAGAAGGGGGAUAUUUGCAGGGGGGAAGGCAGGACAAAUAUCUAUACUACAAACUCUAAGCUCCUUAUUGGAGUUAUUGGUACUAUUGGCAUUUGCCUCAUCAUCAACAAGAUCCUGAACCGGAUCGUACUCUUCAAAUCGUCCACCACGCAAUCAUGGGACUGGAGUAAGGAAAUCGUACUCAUCACAGGUGGUAGUGGGGGUAUCGGCUCUGAAAUGGUCAAUAAAUUCUCCUGCAGAAACGUCAAAGUUGUAUCCUUUGACAUACUCCCACCAAAAGGCACACUCUCUGCAAAUGCACAUUUCUACAAAGUCGAUGUCACUUCGCCACAAAGCAUACACGAAGCCAUGAAGCAAGUCCGCCAGGAAAUCGGAGAUCCAUCGGUUCUGAUCAAUAAUGCUGGCAUCGCCUUAGGCAAAGACAUUCUGUCUUGCACCGCAGACCAGAUCAAGCAGAUGGUCCAGGUCAAUCUGCUCGCGCACUUUUGGCUCGUGCAAGAAUUGCUCCCAUCCAUGGUCAAGCAGAAGCACGGCCAUGUCGUCACAAUUGCUAGCGUGGCCAGCUUUAUUACUAUCGCAAGCAAUAUCGACUAUAGCUGUACAAAGGCUGCGUUGGUAGCCUUCCAUGAAGGCCUGACGCAAGAUCUGAAGCAUAGAUAUAACGCAAGAGAUGUACUUACAAGCAUUGUUUUCCCUUACUGGGUUCGCACGCCACUGAUACAGAAUCUUGCUACACAUUCGACUUUCCAUGACCCCCUUCAGGAGCCGAACGAUGUAGCUGAAGCGAUUGUAGAUCAUGUCUUGAAUGGCCGCCGCGGAGACCUCUUCUUGCCAGGCUAUGCAGGUCUUUUAUCUGGGAUUCGCGGGUUUCCUACUUGGAUGCAGGAGAUGAUUCGGGAUGGUAAGGCCGGUGUCCUACGGGAAACUAGUUUUUGA
This is a messenger RNA of Fusarium tjaetaba, 3171 nucleotides long. Its product is annotated as pectate lyase 1. The transcript is spliced from 7 exons. Lineage: Eukaryota; Fungi; Ascomycota; Sordariomycetes; Hypocreales; Nectriaceae. The coding region runs from base 1 to 3171 and encodes 1056 amino acids. Gene Ontology annotation, molecular function: oxidoreductase activity, acting on the CH-OH group of donors, NAD or NADP as acceptor. The record is from RefSeq and is a predicted model, not a curated record.